This is a messenger RNA of Pseudogymnoascus destructans, 539 nucleotides long. RefSeq lists its product as uncharacterized. Bases 254 to 490 code for a protein of 78 amino acids. The record is from RefSeq and is a predicted model, not a curated record. Lineage: Eukaryota; Fungi; Ascomycota; Leotiomycetes; Thelebolales; Thelebolaceae. The transcript has 4 exons.
GCGUUUGCGCAGAUUGGCAACCUCACUACCUCUCCCAAACCGGCGCAAUCACCCUUCAGGACCAAGGUGAACACGGGAUCCACGAGCAACCAAGGCAUUUAGGACACAAUAUAUACGUCUAUUCCCUCUUCUCGACAGGGUCUGCAGUUGCCAGCUGCGUUCACCCGAUCGACUGUCCACUAUUCUUCUUCAUUUCUCGGUUGUCGAUCGCGGCGCCACGCGCUAUCUGGCAACAUAUCACCAGUUGUCCAUUAUGUCCGAGGAAACUGAAGACGAUUACAUACAAGUGAAAGGCGUCAAACUUUUUCCGGCAGUGGAUGAUGAGAGGAAAAUAACAUGCAAAGGCAAAUCGAUCAUAGUAUAUGAUCCUAAUGCGCCCAUGGAUACAGAGCCAUCUUGGCAACACCAUAGCGCUACUGAAUAUGGGACGGGUAUCGUCCCUAAGGGGUACGUAGUCCGCGUGAUAGGGGCAUUCGUGAAGUUCACGUAGUCGCCAGCUGGAAUGUCUCGAUUACCUCUAGUCCUUCGAUAUAGCCAAC